Messenger RNA from Huiozyma naganishii CBS 8797, 2268 nucleotides. RefSeq names its product Pet111p (gene PET111). Bases 1 to 2268 code for a protein of 755 amino acids. The transcript has a single exon. The record is from RefSeq and is a predicted model, not a curated record. Lineage: Eukaryota; Fungi; Ascomycota; Saccharomycetes; Saccharomycetales; Saccharomycetaceae.
AUGAUACGAUAUAGACUGGUAACACAUUAUGUUAAGCGAUAUCACAGGACCAUUGUAUUACGCCAUUAUUCAUUAUAUUCUAACAGGCUUCAGACAACACCACCCAGCAUCUUUGUAAAUAGAUACAGUUCUGAGGUGGCUAAAACUGAUGAGCGACCGACAGAUACGACGAGGCAUGAAGAGGUUGAGAGAUGGGUUCGAGAUAGUUUUAUUGAUACGAUACGAAGACACGGUAGCUCACCUAAUGAGGGGAACAAUUCACAGCCCUUGGUGGUUUACAAUAAGAACCGUGGCGGGGAGAUGUUCGGAAUUCCUACUGUAAACGACGAGACAUUCAAGAUCAUCUGGGAGGAAGAGUUUCGAGACGGCGAUCCCGGUACGGCUGGGAUUGUCAUUGUCCGUUUGAAAAACCGCCGGACUAUAUUCAGCACAUCUCAAUUGUUGAUCUUAUUCCAAGGGCUGAAAGCCAAGAACAAUUUUUAUCAAAUGCAUGGCGUUUACUACGCGUACCGGAACUAUCUUAAAGAUGAGAAGUUUCGCGAAAAUAAAAGUGAUUAUGGGCAACUGAUCGAAUUGAUUAUUCAAUGUGAAGGUGCGUUGAAGAAUUAUUGGAAUUGCGAAAGAUUUUUUUCCUUGUAUAUUAAAAAUGGAGUCUUUAAGCCGGAUACUUUACUGUUGGGAUUGAAGGCGUUCAUGAUCAAUGGAAAUGUUCAGCUAGCCAAAGAGUUUUUCAUCCAAAUUGUAAAUAAUGAAGACACUUUCUCCUUUGGUACAUUGGAACUUCACCAGUUGUUGAAAUUUCUGUUGAAUAGACACGACUACGGUAACAUUGAUUUCUUCUUCCAAAUGUGGAACAGCAAGGGCCGGUCCCUAGAUUUUGCUACUUUGGCAUUGGUGCAUAGAAUAUACUUGAAAUGUAGCGGCGGUGAAAUAACAAAUAAUAAUUUGCUAAACAGGUUCGUCUCUAAUGAAAGAGUGCAGGGGACGGGCUACUUACAAAAUCUUCGUUCUAAAUUGACAGUACUGUACUAUAACUUAUUUGAACUGAAUGACACUAGUACUUUGGAACACUAUAAUAUAGCGGUUAAGACAGAAGGAGAUGUGGAGAUACAGCAAGAGUUUUUCGAUACGCUACUGCAUUAUUAUGUUAGGAGGAUGGACAAGCCGCGUAUAGACAUGAUAUUAUCCAUUCUAGAUCGUGAGACAUCAUUGGCGUUGCAGCAGAGGCAUUAUUCCAUGGUGGCCAAGUAUUACGUUGCAAAGCGGGACAUGGCCUCCCUGGUAUCCUUUUAUGACAAGCGGAUAAUGGAUGGGGAGAUUUCUUUGAACCGAGAUGUCCUGUACGAUAUCUGUAACUGCGCUACUAGGGCAUAUUCGCAGGGUGUCAGUACCAAUUUCAAGACCCGUGUCAUUACACUGAUUCAUACAGACAAGCGUUAUAUGAUAUCGAAUUGGUGGUUACGGGAUAUAAUCAACUAUCUUGACAAGAAUCCACGAGAUACGUUACUGACUGAAUUCAAGUCCAAACUGGUUCAAAAGGACAUGAUGGGCGCCAGGGAUCUUUUCCUGGAGAGAAUCAGGGAUGAGUUGAAACCUGAGUUCAAGAUUAUGUUCCAAAUGUUGAAACUGUGCAUGAACAAAGAUUUUGAACCACUUGCGAAAGUGAUCGAUUCAACAAUGAAGAGACUGUACCCGGGUGCAAUCCCCCUCUCUGUAGAGACGCUGUGGUUACGGUACGACAUUUUGAAACUUUCGGACCCAAGUGCAAGACAGACAGCUGUCCGUUCCUUCCUCCGCAAUUUCGGUCCCUCCCUGUGUUACCGUGACAUGAUCAACGUGUCUAAGUUACUCAUCGAGGUGGGUGUCCUACAGGGCGCGGAGCUUCUUUUGCUGAAAUGUAAAGCCGCAUUGGGCGCGAGCAACGACCCGGCGCAGUGGUCCCACUACUACAUGGCAUAUCUGAAACUAGCCACCGUGAAGCUAAAUGCCCCGCUUUUUGAGCAGUUACUACAAGAGUGCCUUGCCAACCCUGCUGCAUCAGACACCAACGCGGGCCAACUACGCGCCCACAUCAAGUACUUUGCCAAGAGGUCCCCGCAGGGACCCGAACAGAGCCAGAAAUUGCGGCAGCUCGUCCACGCAAAAUCCGUCCAGUCACAGCAACGCAGACGGGACUCCAAGAAACAGCUCGCACAGGUGCUAACGACCAUGGACCGCUGGCUGAGGUCCUCCAUCACCGCGCAUCGCAACGGUACCGCUUGUAAAUAG